AUGGCUUUGGUGAGCUGGUUAGUUUUGGUUGCCGUGUUGCUGACACAAGUAUUCACAGCAACCCUACACAUACUAUCCAGAGUGAUUAUGAAGGGUGGAACCUUCAUUUUCGCGCUAAUCACUUACUAUAAUGCAGUUUCUGCUCUAUCGAUUGCCCCUCUUGCUUACUACUUUGAGAGAUCUGCUGAAAAGAAAUUUGGUUGCACAGUUUGCUUCUGGCUUUUUGCUAGUGCUCCAAUCGUUCUCCAUGAUACCACAGCCACCUUUGCCACUAACUUAUACAACUUAAUUCCCAUAUUCACUUUUCUCUUGUCACUCAUCACCGGAACAGAGAAACUAGACCUGCGAACCAAACAAGGAAAAAUAAAGACUUUUGGAGUGUUGCUGUCGCUUGUUGGAGCACUAGUUGCAUCCCUUUACAAGGGAAAUGAAUU
Messenger RNA from Morus notabilis, 434 nucleotides. RefSeq names its product WAT1-related protein At2g37460-like. Gene Ontology annotation, cellular component: plasma membrane. The transcript has 4 exons. NCBI's taxonomy places the organism in Eukaryota, Viridiplantae, Streptophyta, Magnoliopsida, Rosales, Moraceae. Gene Ontology annotation, molecular function: transmembrane transporter activity. The record is from RefSeq and is a predicted model, not a curated record. The annotation marks the transcript as partial.